Molecule: messenger RNA, 3390 nt
Organism: Xenopus tropicalis (tropical clawed frog)
Lineage: Eukaryota; Metazoa; Chordata; Amphibia; Anura; Pipidae
Gene: fbxl16
Product: F-box and leucine-rich repeat protein 16
Exons: 7
Coding region: 378-1871 (497 amino acids)
Cellular component (GO): cytoplasm
Source: RefSeq, a predicted model, not a curated record
CAGAGCAGCGUGUGUGUGUGUGAGUGCAAGCAGAGCAGUGUGUGUGUGUGUGAGUGCAAGCAGAGCAGCGUGUGUGUAAGGGAGAGGGUGGGGAAUCCAGCUGAAUUCUCUGCGUUUGAUGUCACUGUGCCUGGCUCGGUGACGUUGCCUCCUACUGGGAAAGGGUCCAUUCUGCUUCAUUGCUAAGGCUGCCGCUGCCUGGUUUUCCUUGGCUUUCCUCCAUUUUUCAUCCUUCGCACCUGCAAGUGAUUCCAUGCACCGACGAGCAUUUCCCACAUCUUCCAGCUGUUGUGUUUCCAUCUCCGCCGCCCCGGAGCCUGUCAUCCUGCCAGCAUGCUUCCCAUGAAGUGACCACCGGAUCCCAGAACGUUAGAACCAUGUCUAACACAAGCAACAGAGACACCAAAACCCAAUGUCUACCGCGUAAUGGGCUGGUGAAGAUUCCUUCUCCCACCAACGGCCUGGGCUCGGCCAGUAUUACCAAAGGGACUCCGGCAGUGAAGAACCGCCUGUGCCAGCCCCCUUCUGUACCCUCCAUCCUCAGCCAAGCCUUCCCCAAGCACGCCGAGCAUGUUAACCCUUCCACCCUGCCCAUCUUGCCCCCACCCCCCACGCACAGUAUCCCCCUCGGACUGAGUCCUGAAGAGGAGAAUCUUUCAAUGCCUUGUGACCAAUCAGCAGACAGAGUACAGAGUCCUGAGAUGAACUGGCACCUUGCCCUAGAUGAGAAGAUUCUUACCCGUCUUUUCUGUUACUUCUCGGCCUGUGAGAAGUGCAUUUUGGCUCAGGUGUGCAAGACAUGGAGGCGAGUUCUGUACCAGUCCAGGUUUUGGCUAGGCCUGACCCCUGUCUUGCACGCCAAGGAACUGUACAACGUGCUGCCCGCUGGCGACAAAGAGUUUGUGAACCUGCAAGGAUUUGCUGUGCGGGGAUUUGAGUCUUUCUGUCUGGUUGGGGUAUCGGAUCUGGAUAUCUGUGAGUUUAUUGAUAACUACCCGCUUUCCAAAAAGGGAGUCAAGUCUGUGAGCCUUAAGAGGUCGACAAUCACGGAUGCAGGACUGGAGGUGAUGCUGGAGCAGAUGCAGGGAGUGGUACGUCUGGAGCUGUCGGGCUGCAAUGACUUCACUGAGGCUGGCUUGUGGUCGAGCUUACACGGGCGCAUUACAUCUCUAAGUGUCAGCGACUGCAUCAAUGUGGCUGAUGAUGCGGUGGCAGCCAUCUCCCAGCUCCUGCCCAACUUGGGAGAGCUGAAUCUCCAAGCCUAUCAUGUCACGGACACAGCUCUGGCAUAUUUUACUGCCAAGCAAGGCCGGGCCACACACACUCUCCGUCUGCACUCCUGCUGGGAGAUUACCAACCAUGGGGUUGUUAAUGUUGUCCACAGUCUACCCAACCUGACCGUCCUCAGCCUCUCUGGCUGCUCCAAGGUGACAGACGAUGGUGUGGAGUUAGUAGCGGAGAACCUGCGAAGGCUACGGGGUCUGGACCUGUCUUGGUGCCCACGGCUAACAGACACCGCCUUGGAGUAUAUCGCUUGUGACCUGCACAAGCUGGAGGAGCUGGUCUUGGACAGGUGUGUGCGGAUCACUGACACGGGACUCAGUUACCUGUCCACAAUGCCGUCUCUCCGCAGCCUGUACCUACGCUGGUGCUGCCAGGUGCAAGAUUUCGGCCUGAAGCAUUUGUUGGCAAUGAAAAGCUUACGACUCUUAUCUCUGGCAGGAUGUCCCUUGCUUACCACUACAGGCCUCUCUGGCCUGGUCCAACUGCAAGACUUGGAAGAACUGGAACUGACCAACUGUCCUGGGGCGACUCCGGAGCUCUUCAAGUAUUUCUCCCAGCACCUGCCUCGUUGUGUGGUGAUUGAGUAAGAUACCAGCAACACACUUUAAGCCGUCUCUUCCAAAUCAUUGACAGCACUGACCAUCAGAUCGGAGACUUUGGCUUGGGAAUCGAGACCAAGCCAUUGAUUACUGACACGCAAAGAGAGCAAGAUCCUGGGAGAUAUUUCACACUCCGGUUUGUGAAGGCUUCAUUCCAUGUCCCGAAGGAAGGGUUGUAUAUUUCCCACGUCUCAUUUCUUGUCUUCUCUGUCGUGGACUGUUUUGCAACUCAAAAGUAGAGCUGGUUCCCAUUCAAACCCCCAGCAGUGUCCUCUAUAAGGUUAACAUGGCAUGAGGAUUAGAGCAGUGGAGCUUUACUUGCUCUUAUGGAAAUGGUGGUUGUCCAUUAUUUGAGUUUUGGUGCUUUGGAAGAUGGUUAGAGAAGAUCUACUGGGACCCACAUAUAAUAAUUCCUGGAUAAUUAAAUGCCGACACUGUAUUGGCAAUAUUGAUUGAAGUAGGAUAUUCUGGGUCCACCAAUUAUCUGAAGAGGUUUCCAUGCAAAUUGAUGUUGGUAUGACUGGUCUGUUCUCUUAGAAAGAGUAACGAGAUGAAUGGGAUGACCACAAGAAGAGCCUAUGUGUUGACCCAAUGAUAAUUAUCAUCUACUCUGAGCCAGAGUCCUACUCCGCCUUCAUUCCACUUGGUUUGGACAUUUAUGCAUUUGCUGUGGUUCUACAAUCGCAAAGCUCAUAUGGUCUUUAGGUUUAGUCAUCGGUGCUGACAGAGCUUUGCAGCUGCAAUCAAAUGGUAUAUUGUUUGGCUUUUGCAGUUGAUUAAGGCAAGGGGGUCACAGGCUGUUCAUGCUUAGGGUUAUCCUAGGCCUUCUAUGGGGAGGAACCAGCAGCAGUUAUUUUCUUAGUUCUGCCCGGUGAUCAUUUAUUCUAAGUGGAUCAAGUCUCGAGCCAUCAGUUCUAUAAAAAGGACAGUACAGGGAUAUCGUGGACAUGGAGCAAACAUUGACCAGAGGAACCAUAAGCAAGAUAUGCCUUUGUGUAUAUAUGUGUUUGCUAAGGUGGACUGGGGGUCUCCCUCACAUUGCUUCAUAGCUUGCCCUAGUGCCUGUACAUUUUUUGCCCCUGCUUGUCUAAAAUUCAAAACAGAAGAUGGAAGACAGUAUCACCCACACUUUCCGUCCACAUCCUGGAAGGAAUAUUUCUUCUUGAGCUGAACCUGCUCCAAGAAAGUUGCCUGAGGAGCACAAAUGGUGAUAAAAUGAAAUGUUUUACCCCCUCUGAGACAUAAUCCAUUAGCCCCCCCUAGUGUCUCUACUUGUCCGUUAGUCUGUGAUCUUCUCCCUCAAUCUCAUUCCAGCAGUAGUCUCCCCUCAUCCUUACAAGUUCUUUUUUCCUGUUCUCUGUCCCAAACUCUAUUUGCCCCCAGCUGGCCCAAACUCUAUUUGCCCCAUGAUCACAUCCUGCUUUGAAGAGCACUGUUUACAAAACAAUCUCGUGCUAUUUCUCACAUGCUUUAAAUAUAUUAAAAUAUCUAAUUUUUUCCUCCAGAA